GCUCUCCGCGUCUUCGCUUCCGCUCGGGGCCUGCGUGGGCGGAAACGGAAGCAAAAAGCAAAUCAGAAGACGCAGUGAAGUAAAUACAUGGAAAGUAAGCGAGCUGUCGCCAUGGCGGUCACCGAGGGGGCGCUGAAAAGAAUGGUGCCAAAGUAUAAAUACAGGGAUCUGACAGUGCGAGAAAUUCUAAACGUUACCUCAACAUAUAAAGACCUCAAGCCUGUGAACGAUUCAUAUGUAUUUAACAAUGGUUCUUCUCAGGAGCUGAUGAGUCUCACUGGAACGAUCCCAGUUAGCUACAGAGGAAAUAUGUAUAAUAUCCCUAUAUGCGUGUGGUUACUGGACACUUACCCUUACAAUCCUCCAAUCUGCUUUGUAAAACCCACCAGUACCAUGAUGAUUAGAACAGGAAAGCACGUUGAUGCCAAUGGGAAAAUCUACCUCCCCUAUCUACACGAGUGGAAACAUCCACAUUCUGACCUCUAUGGGCUGAUUCAGAUGAUGAUCGUCAUGUUUGGAGAGGAACCUCCUGUCUUUUCAAAGCUCGCUGCACCUCCAUCUUACCCUUCGUAUCAAGCUGCAGGGCCGCCAACUCCUUCUUACAUGCCUGGAAUGACAGCAGGAAUGGCACAAUAUCCAGCAGGCCAUGCCAAUACUGGAGGGUUUCCAGGAUUUCCUUAUCCCCCGGCAGGUGCAUAUCCUCCAACCACAGCCACAGCGCAACAGCAUCCAUAUUCCAACCAGCCUCCUGCCGCAGGUGUUGGUCCCGGCAGAGACACCAUUAGUGAGGAUACAAUCCGUGCUUCACUGAUCUCUGCAGUUAGUGAUAAACUGCGCUGGCGGAUGAAAGAGGAAAUGGACCGUGCCCAAGCUGAACUUGAUGCCCUCAAACGGACAGAGGAGGACCUAAAGAAAGGCCACCAGAAGCUGGAAAUGAUGGUCAAUCACUUGGAUCAGGAACUGACUGAUGUAGACAAAAACAUUGACGCACUGACGAAGAAGGAUGAGGAGCUGAGUGUUGCACUGGAGAAAAUGGAGAGCCAGUCUGAAAAUAAUGACAUUGAUGAGGUUGUUGUGCCAACAGCACCCCUCUACAAACAAAUCCUCAAUCUUUAUGCUGAGGAGAAUGCCAUUGAGGACACCAUUUUCUAUCUGGGUGAAGCCCUGAGACGAGACGUCGUUGAUUUGGAAGUCUUCUUAAAGCAUGUGCGUCUCUUAUCUCGCAAACAAUUCCAGCUUCGAGCGUUGAUGCAGAAAGCAAGAAAGACAGCUGGCCUUAGUGACUUGUACUGAGUGAUUCUUUGAUAUUUAGAACCGGAUCUGACUGACUGCAAUUAACCAACUUUAACGAAAGGAUAAGUUAUUGGAUAUUCUAGCUGUAAAUUAUGUUAAUUGAUUGUUUUCUUAAAUAUGGUUUUGCGAAGGCACUUUGUAUUUACCUGUAACUUUCAGGAGAGGUAGAAAUUGGAAUAAAGAUUCUUCAACUUGUAAGCUAAA
Molecule: messenger RNA, 1497 nt
Organism: Amblyraja radiata (thorny skate)
Lineage: Eukaryota; Metazoa; Chordata; Chondrichthyes; Rajiformes; Rajidae
Gene: tsg101a
Product: tumor susceptibility 101a
Exons: 10
Coding region: 88-1293 (401 amino acids)
Biological process (GO): endosome to lysosome transport; protein modification process; protein transport
Cellular component (GO): ESCRT I complex
Molecular function (GO): ubiquitin binding
Source: RefSeq, a predicted model, not a curated record